Messenger RNA from Gongylonema pulchrum, 261 nucleotides. The record is from the annotation of a GenBank genome assembly. NCBI's taxonomy places the organism in Eukaryota, Metazoa, Nematoda, Chromadorea, Rhabditida, Gongylonematidae.
AUGCUAUUGCGAUUUCCAUAUUCUGCUUGUCAUUAUCGUCUUCCAUCUCGACUCAUUCCAGCAGAUGCAACGGAUGAUCGUGUUUGUAAGCUUCCUGAAGAUCUCGGUAACAGAGCUCAGGAGCUUUGGAAGGAAGCGUGGGAAAUGCGUGAAUUUCGUCAGCAGCUAGUUGGAAUAGAUAAAAACCUCUACGCGAAGGUCUCGCAUUUGAUGACCCAGCUUGGCGUAGAAACGGAAGAGAAAGAAGUCCCCAAGUUGUAA